Danio rerio (zebrafish) is the source of this 1392-nucleotide messenger RNA. The record is from RefSeq and is a predicted model, not a curated record. Lineage: Eukaryota; Metazoa; Chordata; Actinopteri; Cypriniformes; Danionidae.
GCAAGGCAAGCGGCUUUCAGUUAUACAUUAGCUGUAUCUGUUAUAGCGCUAUGCUUACAGGGAAAUUAAACAAGAUUAUACGGCUUUGCAGCGGUGGAAAACAUAGAAAAUUAGUGAUCAAAUGGCUACAGAGAAAAGGCUUGCUUUGUAAAGCACCUCAUUGUCGCCAGUGUGGAAAAAAGAUGAGUAUUAAAGCCCACAGUGGACGUGAUGGUUACAUAUGGACAUGCCGAAGAAACAAGCAUCGCAGAAUUACACUCUCCAUUCGCAAAGGAUCACUGUUUCAUAACUCCAGAAUACCUUUGGUAAAGUGGAUGGAAUACAUAUAUAGAUUUUCACAGGGUCUACAUUUAAGACAAAUUGACUUGAUGGAUGAUGGUGUUGCCAAAACUUCAACAACAUUGUCCAGAAUGAACAAAUUGCUCAGAAAGGUUUGCAUCAAGGCAUUGAGUAAUUUGAAAAGAAGAACAGGCCUUAGAGUUGGUGGAAAGUCAAGACAGAAGUUUGUGGCCAUAGAUGAGUCCAAGUUUGCUCACAAGAGAAAGUUUAAUCGUGGCCGCUUUUGUACUACUUGGCAGAGAAGAAAAGGAUGGGUUUUUGGGAUGAUGGAGGUUAAAGGAGAUCGCCGCCUACCAGUCUUAAAGAUGGUAAAGGACCGUUCCAGGACCACACUGGUGCCCAUCAUCACAAGGCACAUCAGAAGGGGGUCAACUGUUUACAGUGACAAUUGGAGGGCAUAUCUGAAUGCAUUACAACCUUUACGAUACAGACACCUAACUGUUAAUCACAGUGAAAAUUUUGUUGAUCCCCAAACUGGCUGUCACACACAACAUAUUGAAAGGGCUUGGCUUGCCAUCAAGGCACAGGUAUCAAGAUUAAGGGGUAACAAGACUACAAAACUAUUGAGAGAACAUUUGAAAUUCAUUCAGUGGCACUACUGGCUGGGAAGGCGAAAUAGUAAAGGUGCCUUAGCACAGCUUAUCCAUGACAUUAGAAAAGCAUACCGGGUUGAUUGAAAAUAUAUAUGCCAUUUUUUUCUCUUUUAUUUGCUGUUUAUAUUGUGACAUUUCUUCAGAUUCUAAAAUUUCCUGAUAAUACAAACAAUUAACUUGUUUUAAUACAUUCAUAGUUUACUCAAAAAAAAUAUUUGUGUAAAAUACUAUGUUGCAGAGUAAAAAUCAAAUACGAAUGUGACAGUUUUGAUUUAAUAGAUCCUGGGAUAUUAUUUACAGCACUGAUUGUUUUCUUUAUUGCUCUUUUAAAUUUUUCUUUUGUGAUUGCUGGCACUCUGUUGAACAAUCUGACUUUACAGUCACAGUGUAAAUUACAAUAUUCUGUUACUUUUCUAGAACAUUGAAACUGCAAUGCAAUAAAGUUACACUACAUAUUAAA